AGGAGUUCAAUCUCUAAAGAUCCUAACACAAAGGCUAAAGUCUUCAUCGACGAGGCAUAGAGAGACAGAAGAAAUCUUAGUUCCGCAGAGAAACACCGGUGCGGCAGCAGACGGUUGGCGAAAAUGGGUCGCAAGGAUCUGCAGCGGCGGCGUUGACGAGGAUCUGCGGCUGCGGCGACAUUGACGAGGAUUUGCGGCUGCGGCGUCGUUGACGAGGAUCUGCGGCUGCGGCGUCAUUGACGAGGAUCUGCGGCUGCGGCGCUGUUGACGAGGAUCUGCGGCUGCGGCGGUUCUAACACGACCGCAGCAAAAGCAAAGAGAAAAUUCUAGUAGUGGAAACAGCCGCUACCAGAUCUCCAGCCGGAUUCCGCAGAAUCGCACCACCUCCAGAUUUCCCAGCUUGACUCCCAGGUAUUUCAGAGGCAGACUUGAAGAGUUCAUACCCUGGAUAUGCUUCAUACUUCUAGUUCUAUAUCUGGCAGUCUUCCCAGCAAUGAAGCAACUUUUCUGCAAAAUAACAGCCUGACCUGAGGCUGCCGGAAUUCUCUCAGGUUCAACCUGCUCCUCAACUGAUUAAAGAUCAGAGAAAUAAGAAACUGCAGCCUCACCUAUCUCAGACAAUAACAAGGUAUUUCAAGAGGACAACUUUGGCAACAUUAGAUGACAUGCGUGUCAAUUGCUACUACAAUCUGUUCAAAGUAAUGGAAAGGGUAAAGAAUAUUCUGAGUAAAGAGGAGUUGCAGGAUUUCAAAGAAACUGUUUUUGGUUGGCUUGUAGAUUUUGAUAGCAUGGAUUGGGUUAGUGGACAGCUACAACUUGGGUUUGUAGGAAACUAUGUGCAGUAUGUCAAUGGGUUGAAAGACAAGAAUGUGAUGCGAUUCCAUAUCCGAAAUAGUGUAAUAAGUUUCACAAAGCAGGAUUUGGCAAUAGUCACUGGUUUAAAACUGAGUGGGGACAAACCGGUGGUGGCACAAGAGCAUAUGGGAGAUAUCUGGAAUAGGUAUUUGGGAGGCAAGGCCACAGUUGCAAGGAGUGACAUUUUAAAGGCAAUUAAUAAUUACAAGAGUACUGAUCCAUCAAGUAUGAGGUAUGAUGGGGUCAAGCUGGCACUUCUUUAUAUACUUUCACACGGGUUCUUAGGAAAUCAAACAGCAAAACCAAUGGAGUCACAUUAUUUGAAUGUGGUUGAUGAUUUAGAAGCUUUUAAAGACUACCCGUGGGGUGAAGUUGUGUGGAAUGAGUUGAUAACUGAUAUGAAACAAAGCUGUGAAGCACAACUGCAAAAAGGAAAGAGUGACAUUCCCAGGUUGCAUGAUUGCACUACAAGUAUGGGCAUUUGAAACAUUCCCAAGCUUGUCAAAGGGAGGUUUGUGUAAAGUGAUAGAAGGAAGAGAAAAUAUCAUGCCAAGGACACUGAAGUGGGAGUUUCAUAAGAAGCCUCAACUGGAACUUUUGUGUGACCUAAUUUUCUACAACGACAAGUUUGAAUGGACAGGUAUUGUUCCAGUUGACCAGGAGCUUCAUUUGAUUGAAGGAUUCAAUAUUGAUGGUCCUAGAGUGGAAGUUGAAGAAAAUGAGCAAAGAAAAGAAGGAAAUGGAGCUUCAGAUGUAGAAAAAAGAACAAAAAAUACCAAGGCUGCGGAGGGAAAAAAAUAGCAGUGAAGAAGGGAAGAACAAUUAAGGAAAAAAAUGCUGGCGAAGGCACUUCAAUAGCAAAAAAAAGGGUGUAAAGGAAAAACAAAGUGACAAUGAUAGUAAUUUUGAAGCAGAUGAAAGUGAAAAAACCACAAGUAUUGCUUCACGUACAAGACAAAGAGGUCAAAAGAUGAAAGGAAAGGGAAAACAAGUGCAACAGAUUGCCAAAAAGAAGGCAGUUAUGAAACAUACCAAGAGAAGGCCUGUAAAUGUUGCAGAAGGAAUUUCAAAAUGGAAGAGGAAGGGUGGAAAAGCAAGAGAGAGCAAGGAUGAUACGGAUUAUAAAGGAGGUGAAACUGAGGAAAGCGAGGAUGAAAGUGGAGGGAAGAUAAAUGUUGGUUUAUGUACCAAAGAAGCAAAAAUUUUAAUGAAGAAAAUCAGGAAGCAAACAACAAGAACUGCCAAAAUAAUGGCAGAUGUCAAAGAAAUCAAGCGAAGACAAGUUAAGCAAGAGGUGGUACUAAACAAAAUUCUUCGCUUUGUGAGAGAUUUGACAAGGCAUCAAAUGAAUAGGAAUGAAGGAGGAAUGCCAGGACAAGAAGAAACUGUAGAAGAGGACAAAGAAAAUGUUGAUGAGGAUAAUGAAAUGCAGAAAGGAGAUGAAAAUCAUGAGGAUGAGGAUGAUGACUUAAGUGGAGCAGGAAUGCAAGAGAAAAACCAGAAAGGAAACAACACAAAUGGAGGAAAAGAUGUUGAGCAGCCAGAAGGGGUUGUGGAGGAAGAACAGAAUAGGGAGAGAGAUAAGAGCAUUACUGAAGAAUUAAAUGCAGAGGAGGCAGAUGAUAUUGUGGUGCAAGAAGAAAAUAGGGAAGGAGAUGCAUCAGAGGACACAAAUGGAAGACAACAUGUUGAGAAGGGGAAGCCUAUUGUGCAGCAAGAUGAUAUGCCUAACUUUGAUAUAUUUUCAUUUCAAACUCAGCCAGAAGUUGAAGGAAGACCAAAAGAGAAUGAAGGAAGUACUGAGGGCAAAGAGGAAAGAGAAAAAAAUGAAAUGAACACAGAGAAGGAACAAGAUGCAGAUAUGUGGGGCAUGGGCUCUCAAGAAGAUAGUCAAUUUGUGAAGGAAGUGUGUAAAAAUGUUGAAGAGGUUGAGGAAGUGGCAUUACAAAGUACAGAUUAAGAAAAAAUAAUGCCAGAAGACACACAGUUUGAAAAUGAGCUCUGCAAACAUUUGGAUGAAGUUGAAAAAGUGGCAUUACAGAGAAAGACUUCAGAAAAAACCAAACAAAUCAUUCCUGUGGCUAAUGUGUAUAUGGGCCAUUCUCUGAAGACCCAACUGAAGCACCACCUGAGAAGGAAAUGAAGAGAAUUGGUGACUUUCUAAGUAUUGGUCUGCUAAAGAAAAAAAAGGGGGGGGGGGGUGAAAACAUAAAGUACAAGAAGGAUGAGGAAAGAUUGCAUGGAAUUCCAAUGUUGCUGGACACGAUAAAAAUUGAGUCCAAGACAUGGCUAUACAAUCUUUACUUCCCAGAUCAGUGGCUGCAAGACACGGUAUGUCACAUCAAAUCUAUAUUACAAAAUUAAUACAAUCUUAAUUAUUAUUGCCAUUAAUGUGUGUAUACAAGGAUAUAAUUAUCAAAAAACUAUAUUGCUUAUACAAUUUUUUUAUAUAUAAAAUACAGCAUAUGGACGUGGGAAUGCACUAUUUGGCAGUGAAAAGAGUUCAUUACAAACUCAAACAACAAUAUAGCACAACUGGGCCCUUUUUUAUUACAAUGCUGAGGACGCUACAUGAGGACAUAGGAAAGAACAAAGCAACUGUUCAGAGUGCAGCAGAGAAUGAUCUCAUUAUGCAUGAUGUCUUGGGGACUACAUCAAAAUUUUCACUGCAUUGGACAAAUGCUGAAUUUGUGUACUUCCCAUUAAAUGUUGGUAAACAUUGGGUGUUAUUAGUUUUGGACAUCAAUAAGAGAAAGGUGAAACUCUACAACUCCAUUUCCAUAACGGGGUAUUCAUUGAGAGAUAUCAGACCGUUCAUACCAAGCAUCAAGUUUUUGCUUCCCAAAAUCAUGGACUGCCUAAAAGUGUAUGAAAUCAAGGGAGAAGAGCCAAUGGGAGAGAGGCCACUAGAAAUUGAACUUGAAGAGAACUGCCCACAACAAAAUAAUGCGUUCGACUAUGGAAUGUAUGUCCUAAAGAUUGCUGGGUUUCUGAUAAUAGAAAUGACUUUUGAGUGCAUCGAUCCAGACCUAAUGCCUAUGUACAGGCAAAAAAUGGCAACAGAGUUGGUUUUAUACAGUGAAAGGAGAUUGGAAGAAGCAAAAGGAAUGCACCUGCCAAAGUUUAUCAAGGAUUGAAGUGAAGUGUUGAUGAUAAAUGGAGUUUUAAUGCCAAAGUUUUAAUGCCACUAAUGUCUUGAACAAAUGGUUUUAAUAUGUAAUAAGUUUGUUUUGCUUUAAGAGAAGUUCCAAAAACACCUGAAUUUCUGUGAACUUGGAUUCUGUGCUUUUGUUUUGCUUUGGAUACUGCUUAUAUGAUAUGACUGUGGUUUGUGGUUUUAAGUUUGUUUGGUAAUUUUUGUUUUGCAUUAUGAAAUACUGUCAUACCAGUGGAAGU
Molecule: messenger RNA, 4251 nt
Organism: Cuscuta epithymum
Lineage: Eukaryota; Viridiplantae; Streptophyta; Magnoliopsida; Solanales; Convolvulaceae
Source: the annotation of a GenBank genome assembly